This is a messenger RNA of Coregonus clupeaformis (lake whitefish), 2628 nucleotides long. It is a transcript of the gene dolk, whose product is annotated as dolichol kinase. NCBI's taxonomy places the organism in Eukaryota, Metazoa, Chordata, Actinopteri, Salmoniformes, Salmonidae. Gene Ontology annotation, cellular component: endoplasmic reticulum membrane. Gene Ontology annotation, biological process: dolichyl monophosphate biosynthetic process. The record is from RefSeq and is a predicted model, not a curated record. Gene Ontology annotation, molecular function: dolichol kinase activity. The transcript has 2 exons. The coding region runs from base 506 to 2077 and encodes 523 amino acids.
UGCUUUAAAUUCAUUUUAAAUAUCCGUUUACAUGGUCGAAUACCGGCUAUCUGCACGAGAACUCAACUCAGUACAUUUGUCAGAUGAAUUUCUGCUAACGUUAGCUAGGACGCUGGAUCGCUGCAUCGGCAUCCUUGGUCGGCUGAAAUUGCAUUCAAGCAUUUCUCACUACAGUGAGAGCUAUCUGUAGCAAGGCCACGUUAUGUAGCUGUUCCUAUGCAUCUAGCCAAAGAGCUCGUCGGUAUCUCGAAUGAUCUUGAAUGAACGCUUGCUACCAUCAAUCGUACAUUUAAAAAUACAGUAGAAAUAAUUUCAACCGCCCCCACCUCUUGUCUGAAAAAAAGGUUGGAGAUAUAGGCCUACGAUUGUGGACUAAAAGAAGAACUAACCAUGGUGUGUGCCCCAGAGAGGAAUUGACAGUCCUUUGAAUAAGACAUUUGUAUUCAAUCUGGAGUCCUCCGCCGUGAACCGCUCUCCCUCCCUGUCUUCUCCCCCUACUGCAGCCAUGCAGACCAACCCGGUACUGGUGGAGUCUGCAGUGGUUUUCUCUGUGGUGAUGUGUGUCCACAUGGCCGUGUGGAACCAGCACUCCUGGUGCUGCGUGGCCCUGGCCAUCCAGGCCUUCUACGUGCAACACAAGUGGGACCGCCUGCUCCGUAAUGGCAACGCCGUCUUCCAGUGGCGCCUGUCAGCCAACAGCGGCAUCGUCCCAGCCGUCAUGGUGAUGCCACUGCUGGGCGUGACGCUGCGGGAGAAGUGCGCCGCCUCGGGGAACGUCUACUUUGAGCGUUUCUCCAUGGUGGUCACGGUGACGGGCAUGAUGCUGGCACUGUUCCUGUCGCUCCUCGCGCUGGGCAUCACACGGCCCGUGCCCACCAACACGUGUGUGAUCGCAGGUGUGGCAAGCAGCGCCAUCCUGUACACGGUGAAGCAGACCUUGACGGUGUCGGAAGUGAUCGAGGUGCUGGAGGUGCUGCUGAUCUUUGUCUACCUCAGUCUGAUCGUGCUCUACCUGCUGCCGCGCUGCUUCACGCCUGGCGAGGCCCUCCUCAUCGUUGGGGGCAUCAGCUUCAUCGUCAACCAGCUCAUCAAGCGCUCACUCAACCUGGCUGAGGUCAAAGGGGAACCGGUCCACUACUUCCUGCCCGUGGUGGUGGUAGGAUCUCUUCUCCUAGGGGUGUUCUUCGCCCUGCUCUUCUGCUUCAUGGAGUCUGAGACCUGGGUGUCGUCGCUCUUCUUCCACAUGAUGACGGCCGUGCUGGGCUUGGGGAUCCUCAUGCCCUGGCUCUCCCUCCUCAUCCGCCGCCACCCCAUCAUGUGGCUGCUGGACUUUGUGACUCUGAACGACAAGCGGCUGUGCCUGCUGGGCUACUGGGUGCUGCUGGCCACGCUGGCCAUCCUGGUGGUGCUGCAUCAGAACUACCAGCGCCAGUCAGGCUCCAAGAAGCACCAGGCCUCUACGGUAGUCAGAAAGUACUUCCACCUCAUUGUAGUAGCCACCUUCGUCCCGGGCCUGGUGUAUGACCGCCAGCUCCUCCACGUGGCGUCCGUGGGCUGCCUGGGGGCCUUCCUGCUCCUGGAGUACGUGCGCUACUUCCGCAUCCGCCCAUUGGGUCAACUCCUUCGUCAGUUACUCACCCUGUUCCUGGACGAGCGUGACUCUGGACCUCUCAUCCUCACCCACAUCUACCUCCUCCUGGGCAUGUCCCUGCCUAUCUGGCUGUUCCCAGGGCCCUGCGCCCCCAAAGGCAUCCUGCCAGGGGCGGGGGGCCUGGUACCCUACGCCGGGGUGCUGGCGGUGGGUGUGGGGGACACGGUGGCGUCGGUGUUCGGCAGCAGCAUGGGGGAGAUACGCUGGCCGGGCACCAAGAAGACGGUGGAGGGCACGGCCACGUCAGUGUUUGCCCAGAUCAUCGCUGUGGCCAUCUUCCUCAUCUUCGACCCCACCAUCAACCUGAACUCCACCUACUCGUGGAUCGUGGGCUCCAUCACCAUGGUAGCCAUGCUGGAGGCCUACACCUCGCAGAUAGACAACCUGCUGCUGCCGCUCUACCUCUUCAUCCUGCUGCUGCUCUGAUGACCCCCGUGGAGCACCGCACACAGGCCGUGUUUGAGAUCGGCUACCUUGCAGUCGGCGGCAGCAGAUUGACAGAUCUACAAAUCAUAGUGAGUAUCUGUUUUGGAUGCAAGGUGAUUUGUAGAUCAGUCAGUCUUCUCAGUCUGUGAUCAGCGGCUGAGCAGAUGCACUUAAACACAGCCACACGGUGAUCUCUUGACCAGAGGUCAGAGUGGAAAGGCUAACCAAUGUAAUUGCUGAAUUUUAAAGUCGUCUAAGGGAAUCUAUGGAAACCUCAUUGGAUGACUGUUGAGGAUUUUUUGUUUUGUUGCUUUGUGAGAGUAAUAGUUAUGAUCACUUAUAUUGAUGCUGCAUUGAUAAUCUCUCCACUAACAAGGUCGUGUGUGGGAAAAUCAAUAUGGCUGGCACAAAAGAAGGAAGAACUACAAUAUGAUAGCACUGCUAGCUAGGGAAUGAGCUUGCAUACAUUAUGAGUAAUACAGUGAGGGGAAAAAAGUAUUUGAUCCCCUGCUGAUUUUGUACGUUUGCCCACUGACAGACAUGAUCAGUCU